AUGGCCAAAACCGACGUGCGAAGGGACUAUUAUGCAGACCUGGGACUCGCCCCCAGUGCGGAAGGAGAGGAUAUCAAAAAGCAGUUCAGGAAGCUAGCGCUCAAGUACCACCCUGACAAGAACCCCGGGAAGGAGGCAGAGUUUAAUGCCAAGUUCCAAGCCAUCAAAACCGCUCACGAUCUUCUGAGUGACCCCCAGCAACGCCUCAGGUACGAUACAGAUCGAUUGCGCGCUGGCUACGGCAAGGUAUCCGGGCCUCCAAAGACAAAUACCUCGCGGAGGGCACAGCCACAGCCAACUGCCUUCAGACCUACUCCUCCACGACCCCAAUACAAUCCGCCACCUUUUACGAAACCGCAACCCACGUCAAAUGGACCGUCCUCAGGCGCCAAGCGGUACGAAGCACAUGCCCGUGCGGGGCCAACGUCAUGGCAAAAGCCACGGGAUGAGGGUCAAACGAGAGCAGAUGCGUUCAAAGGGUUCUCAGGAAUGAGGGGCGCCGCCGGCUGGCGAGGAUUUGACCCAAAUACAGGAGGUUCAACCGCCGGAGGAACACCAAGACAGCAGAAUCAACCCUUUGUUACCGAACGCAGAAUCCUUCCUCAACCCCCCCAUUCACCCAAGAAGAGGAACGGAUAUGCCCCUGGGGCCUCCGGAGAUGACGAGCCCAUGGCCCGAAAUACCUCAGCGUAUACCAGCUCCAGCCGGCCAAGCAGCAUGUACUUCGAUUCUCCUCCACGAGCGCCCACGGCAAAGAAACCAGUGGUUCCCGAUCUACCACAGUUCCAUCCGGAAUACGAACGUGCCAGUAGCCGCUAUGCGACGGCAGGUGGCGAGAAGACAUUCUUUACAAGCUCCGGGCUUGGACGUUCGUCCACUGUACGCACUCCAUCUGGAGGUUACCGAACCUCCAGUGCACGCACAAAUCCACCCAGUCCGACUCCUGGUCAACAUGAACGUCACCGUAGUGUCAGUCCGAAGAGCGGACGCAAUCGGGAAUAUUCAGUCUCAGAAACCUCUAGCGACCUAGACGAUGACGAAGAGGAUAUUCCCGAACCUCAGCCUAAACCGAAGGCCGUACCCAAGAGUCGAAUGCGCCACCGUCAGAAGUUUCCUGAUCUCUACGGCAAUGACUCGAGCUCCAGCACUGGUGAGGACCCUCGUGCCCGACAAGGCCAAAAACACUCCAGGCUGUCGCCGUCUCCGGAAGGAUUCUGGAAAUACCGAAGAAACUCAGGAUACCAGGAUGGAAAUGCUGACCUAUACCGUGAUCAAGGGCAUAAUUCCGACAGUGCAGCUUUCCCCAAGGACCAGCAACGACCAUUCAGCAACCCUGCUUCACGGUAUGACGCUCUUCCCCCGAUUCGGCCGAAAGCAAGCCAACCCCCCCCACCAAUGUUUGGGCGGGACAGUCCCAGUAAUCUACACAAGAAGUUUUCCGAAGAGGACUGGAGAGAACAUAUUAACAAGUUCGAUUUUCUCGGUGCCCACGCCAAGAGCAAAGACGCAUUUCGCUCAUCCAAGGGCAGUGCGGACAGGGAGAAGACAUCAAAGUUAUACCGUGACUUCCAGCCGCGGAAAGCAGACAACUAUUCGCAUCCAAAAUUUGCAAACAUGUCAAUAGAUGACCCGACGCAACCCCCACAAGUAAAUCCAUUGCGUACCUCGCCUGUCUCGCAAAGCCAGGGCAGGACAACAAACCCCACUGGCUCAGGGUCAUCGAGGAGAGGGGCUGGGUGGCCUGACCUUGACUCAUUUGCACCUACGACAGGAACUGGACCUCAACCACAGGCACAGCCGCAACAGGCGCCGACACCAUUUGCACAAGCGAAAUUUUCAGCCGAGCAGUGGAGCGAACAGCUUCGAAAUAUUCCCUGGAAUCCAUCAGAUGCUCACAAGCCUCGACAAGCAAACACCCCAUCUUCACGGAGCCCCAAGAAGCCAGCCAGAUCGGGCAACAAGAAAAGCACCCCCCAACCGGCAAAAGUGGCGACCGAGGCCGAAGAAAACAAAGAGACAAUCACUGGCGAAACUCCCUUGGAGUCAACACCGACCCCGCCCACUGAGGCCGAGGUCGAGCCUGAAGCCAUGGAUCUUGAUGACGAAAUGCCCCCGGUUCAUCCAACUGCAUCAUCCGCCUCAGGACAUGGUUCUGCUAGUGGGUCGGCAAACACAAGCUAUCCGGAUCUGAAUGGAAACGCUGCAGGAAGUGAUUCAGGCGCAUCGAAGCAACCCGCAAUACCUCAUACAGUAAAUGGCGCAUCCAAGGCAGAGACUCGCACACCUCUGUUUAAUCUGGAUAAUCUUCGCAACACGGCACCUUUUACUAGCACCAACAGCGGUGGUAUCGAAAACCUGGAAGACGUCUUCGCGACCUUACCAUUCGAGUCGAAAGCAAGACAGCAGACAACCACGAAAGAAGACAUCCAACCACGGAAGCUCGAUUUGCCCAACCCGCCCAAGCGACCCCGUGCACCUGAUCUCGUCCUUCAACCGGGUUCGCAACAACUCAUGCUCUCUCGCGAUAAAUGGAAUUAUUACGUGUCCACGAUGGGCAGCUAUAUGCAUGACUGGAAUAUCUUUAACCGACGCAUGCUGCUGCAUUUCAAUACCCGGCAAGAUGCCAUCGAAACAGGUCUCGCUCCGGGCUGGAUAAGUGCUGUGGGCGACACGGCACGUCUACGAAUGAAUGGUGCAGACGGAGAUGCAACCCCGGAGAAGAGUCAGGGUCAUGCGGAAGUUGACGAGGCGGAUAUUGAUGAUUUGGUUCCCGAUCGUCGAACUGGUGGGUACAGUGCGUACCUGCGAGGCAUUGAGGAGGAUGUCCAGGUACGGAAGCACUGGGAUGUGGCUUGUGAGUUGCACCGCGAGUGUAUCGUAGAGCUGGGACGACUUCGGGAAUGGAUUCGUAGAGGAGGAAAAGUGAUUUGA
Messenger RNA from Penicillium cosmopolitanum, 2931 nucleotides. RefSeq lists its product as uncharacterized. The record is from RefSeq and is a predicted model, not a curated record. Gene Ontology annotation, cellular component: cytoplasm. The transcript has 4 exons. Lineage: Eukaryota; Fungi; Ascomycota; Eurotiomycetes; Eurotiales; Aspergillaceae. The coding region runs from base 1 to 2931 and encodes 976 amino acids.